Cylicocyclus nassatus is the source of this 840-nucleotide messenger RNA. Lineage: Eukaryota; Metazoa; Nematoda; Chromadorea; Rhabditida; Strongylidae. The record is from the annotation of a GenBank genome assembly.
UAUCUUUCAGCGAGCGCUGGCCAAACUUUCAGUAAGCGCUCGGACUCUUUUUAGGUAUUUUCGGGCGUACGUCGAGCGCAGCCAUGAAGCAACUACCUGUGAUCUUCCUAUUCAUGCUCAUAUGUCAAAGGAAUUGCGAGUCGGGGACAGUUGAUAAAUAUGCAGAAUACAACGAGAUCAAUGCACCAGUUGAUGAUUCAGUAUUAAAUGACAAAGGAGCAAAAAACAAGGUGCUUGAAGACGCACUGCGGAACUUCAAUCUCAGUGCACAAUCCAACUUGGCGGCCACUGGCAACAAGAGCAAUUCACAUCCUAUUACAUCGGAACAUUACUGCGAUGUUGAGUGCCAGAAAUCGCGUAAAUCUGCCGGAGAUCUAAAAAGAACUAGGAGAUGGACGCAAAGUCAGAUCACAAGCUCUUCUUGCAAGCUAACUCUUGUCCAUGAAGAGUGCGGGCCAGCGGGGAAAGAAAUCUCACCAGGAAAACUAAGCAUGUGUAAAACAUGCCACAGAGUCUACAGGGUCAGCGAUAACUGUCACCCAAGGCUUCUUCAUGCAAAAAUUUGUGAUGGGAAUGACGGCGGUUGUGCUUUCUAUAAUGGUAGACCACAAGGCACAUGCGUUUCUACUAAGAGCCCAGUAACAUUAUUGCGAACUGUAGGAAACGACAAUUUUCUGUCUGAGGACUUCGAGAUGCCAAGUGGUUGCCAAUGUGCGCUCGAAAAGCACUCGGCUUUAAGCGCAACACCUGAUGCCUGAUGGGAUCACGCGGUACAACCCAUCAAUCCAGCAGAAACCCUACCCAGUAAACGAUAACACUUAUUUGUAAUCUUUUUGUGCU